GUUCAGAACCGCAGCCUGAGCCGAACCGAGCCCGGAACCAAGAGGGAGGACCGCCAGCACGCGCACACGGUCACGUCCACACGCGCGCGCGCGGGUCAACGGCAGGAAAGCCGCAGCGACCGGGAACACCGAGCGAGGCGAACUCUCAACUGCGCCGCGGAAUUUUCGCUGCAGAACCGCGUCCCGCAACGAGUCUCACGCGCCGCUUCACGCGUGGAAAGGGCUUCCAACAUGUCGGGGAAGGACACCAACAGCGGGCACUACGCCAACUAUGUGGGACCGUACCGGCUGGAGAAGACGCUGGGAAAGGGGCAGACAGGUCUGGUGAAGUUGGGCGUUCACUGCGUCACGGGUCAGAAAGUCGCCAUAAAGAUCGUCAACCGAGAAAAGCUCAGCGAGUCGGUUCUGAUGAAGGUGGAGCGGGAGAUCGCCAUCCUGAAACUCAUCGAGCAUCCUCACGUUCUAAAGCUGCACGACGUCUACGAGAACAAGAAAUACCUGUACCUGGUGCUGGAACACGUGUCUGGAGGCGAGCUCUUCGACUAUCUGGUGAAAAAAGGACGCCUGACACCCAAAGAGGCCAGAAAGUUCUUCAGACAGAUCAUCUCAGCGCUGGACUUCUGUCACAGCCACUCCAUCUGCCACAGAGACCUGAAGCCUGAGAACUUGCUGUUAGACGAGAAGAACAACAUCAGGAUAGCGGACUUCGGCAUGGCGUCUCUGCAGGUCGGGGAGAAUCUGCUGGAGACCAGCUGUGGAUCCCCACACUACGCCUGCCCAGAGGUCAUCAGGGGGGAGAAAUACGACGGGAGGAAAGCGGACGCGUGGAGCUGUGGAGUCAUCCUGUUUGCACUUUUAGUGGGCGCGUUGCCGUUCGACGACGACAACCUGAGGAACCUCCUGGAGAAGGUGAAGCUGGGAGUUUUCCACAUGCCUCAUUUCAUCCCUCCGGACUGUCAGAACCUCCUGCGGGGAAUGAUCGAGGUCGAUGCCACCAAGAGGCUGACGUUGGAGCAGAUUCAGAAGCACACCUGGUACCUCGCCGGGAAGAACGAGCCGGAGCCGGAGCAGCCCGUUCCCAGGAAGGUGGCCAUCAGAACGUUGUCUUCUGAAGAGAUCGACCCGGACGUCCUGGAGAGCAUGCACUCCCUGGGCUGCUUCAGAGACAAGGACAAGCUGACCAAAGACCUGCUGUCUGAGGAUGACAACCAGGAGAAGAUGAUCUACUUCCUGCUGCUGGAUCGGAAGGAGAGAUAUCCGAGCCACGAGGAUCAGAACCUGCCGCCUCGCAACGAGAUUGCAGACCCUCCCAGGAAGAGAGUGGACUCCCCCAUGUUGAGCCGCCACGGCAAGCGGAGACCCGAGAGGAAGUCCAUGGAGGUUCUGACCGUCACAGAGGGAGGCUCCCCGGUCCCGGUCCGACGAGCCAUCGACAUGGCGACCCACGGUCAGAGCAAAUCUGUUUUCAGUAAAAGCUUGGAUAUCACAAACGCUAACUGCAGCAAGGAGGAAAGGUCGCGGUCGAUCAGCGGAGCGUCCUCUGGUCUGUCCACCAGUCCCCUCAGCAGUCCCAGGCCCAACAGGCGGUUUUUCAUCCCGCCCCAGUCCCCAGACCUGUGUCAGUCGCCCAACUGCAGCCCCACCCACUCCCAUGAGGUCCGCCUUAAUGGGGUGGGGCCACGUGCGCCCAACACCUACCAUCCAAAGAUGGGGUCCCCCCUCAUGCACCCACGCACGCAGACCCUCCCCGCCAAGCCCAAAGUGUCAGAGAAACCCCUGCAGACCACCAGAUCCAACCCACUCCCCACCACGGUCCAGACUUCCAGCACGCCCAACUCGGCGCCGUCCACACCGAGCCAGCCUCUGGCUCCCUGCAUCCCCAACAGCCCCCGGGUCCGGCGACACCCUCCCCUCACUGUCCCCCCCAAACUCUCCAUCCCGCUCUCCCCUGUGCCCCCCAUGUCUCCCCUCCGCCGCCACCACCUCCACCCUGACCACAACGGCAAAUCUGUCCCCAUCACACAGGUAACCCCCCACCCCUCCCCCAGAGGAAGCCCCCUCCCCACCCCAAAAGGCACACCGGUGCACACGCCCAAGGACAGCCCGACUGGCACGCCAAGCCCAACGCCGCCGCCGAGCCCCUCCAUCGGCGGGAUGCCCUGGAGAACGCGCCUCAACUCCAUCAAGAACAGCUUCCUGGGAUCACCGCGCUUCCAUCGCAGGAAAAUGCAAGUUCCCACCCAGGAGGACAUGUCCAGCCUGACUCCAGACUCUUCUCCAGAACUGGCUAAGAAGUCGUGGUUUGGGAACUUCAUCAGCCUGGAGAAGGAGGAGCAAAUCUUCAUCGUGAUCAGAGACAAACCUCUCAGCUCGAUAAAGGCCGACAUCGUCCACGCCUUCCUCUCCAUCCCCAGCCUGAGCCACAGCGUCAUCUCUCAGACCAGUUUCCGGGCGGAAUACAAGUCCACGGCCGGUCCGACGGUUUUCCAGAAGCCGGUCAAGUUCCAGGUGGACAUCACCUACACGGAGAGCACCAGCGCCACCAAGGAGAACGGCAUCUACUCCGUCACCUUCACCCUGCUCUCAGGUCCAAGUCGGCGUUUCAAGCGUGUGGUGGAGACCAUCCAGGCCCAGCUGCUCGGCUCCAACGACCAACCGGGAAUCCAGCCGCAGAUAUCUGGCAGCCCGUUGAGUAACUUCUUUGACGUAAUUAAACAGCUUUUUUCAGACGAGAAGAACCUCCAAGCGUCGAACUCCCCCGGCGCCCCCGCCCCGCCUAGCUCCCCCACCAAGCAUGCCCCCGGCAGCAGGCCCAACCAGCCCUCGCCCAAUGACUCGAAAUGCCCCCCUGGCAAAGACAAAACAAAGAUGGCCGGCGGCAGCAGGACACAGGAACAGCCUUAAGGAGCGGUAGCUGUGCAUGACUAGAGAAGCCGUAACCAGGGGUCAUCCAUAAUAACUAUUAACCCCGACGGCUCCUCCAGGAGAGUCCUAAACCGAGGAAAAGACCGAGGACACCCCCCACCGAGUCCCUUCUGUCCCACGGCACAGAGACGUCUCAGCAGAGUUGCAAAAAGAAAAAAGCCUUAAGACAAUGACGUUUGUCAGUCUCCUCACACACAAACCCCUCCUCCCACUCCUCCCACAUGUACAUGAAAAACUCUGACGCAAACAAGGGAGUGAAGGAGACGGAGGCUGGACGCAGGACGGACGGAGGGACACACUUUGGCUGGAUUCUGGGUUGUUUUUGUUUUUUUAACUCCUGACUUUUAGCAAAUGAUUUCAUGCGACUGGAGGCAGCCCUGAACAGCGUUUGUGGGAUGAAAGUAUUUAAAUGAAUGAUUUAUUCUGUUGUACAGGAAGUAUUGUGACAUCAUGUUUAUUAUAAUCAGGUGAGGCGUGGUCACACCAGGUACCGUUGAUCUGCGCCUGUAGGAGCUUUAGGUGAACAAACAGGAUCUGUUAACUACAGAGCCGCGCACACACACACACACACACACACACACACACACACACACACACACACACACACACACACACACACCUCUAUACGUUUCAGCAGGUCUCUAAACAGACCAGAUCAGUUGUUUUACAGGCACAGUUCAACUUCUCAGACACGGUUUUGUGUAAAAGUCAUGAAUGCCUCCUGAACAGCUUCUGUUCAGAGAACUGGUUCAAAUGAAACCAGGACUGAACACCCAUGUGAGCAUGUUCGUCAUUUUGAAACGACUUGAACCUACAAAAUAAAAUAAUUAUACUUGUCUGUUAUAAAACUUUAUUAUAUUUACAGAAAUCAUAAUCUUUAUGUUUCUGCUGACGGUGGUGCAAACGUUUGUAAAACAACAUAAAACACACUUUGAGCUUCACUCAGACUAGCCGUUAGCUUAUCAUUCCUGAAGGACAAACGCUGAACGAAGGCUGUUCAGGAAGAUGGAAACUCUGGCUUCUACACUCAGGAUCAGGUUUUAUUUGAACGGAUUAGAUCAAAGCUACACGGCUGCUACCUUCACGCCACGAGUAACCAUAAACGCUAAUGAGACGCUUGCCCAGGUGCAGAAUUAAACAGCUCCUGGUGGGACCGGGCCUCUCAGAUUAAAUGUUUGAUUUUUUAAUUUUGCACUUUAGAGAACAUUUGUGUUCAGUUACGUUUUUAUUCGUCUGUUCAGGUUUUUGUAUUUUCUGCAGGAUUCAGAUGAUACUGAACUGCUGUAAUUCUGUGUUUUUUUAAAUAUUUAAUUCAGUUAUUUAUACCGGAUGUAGAGAAUGUUCCUAAUAUCAAUGAUUUAAUGCUAUUUGUCACUUUUAAGUUAUUUUUUAAACGUGCUUUUGUUUCCCGCCCUUUGUUGAAGAGAGAAACCUUGUAAAUUAUACGUUGGGGGAAUAAUUUCUGUUGUAAUUUAAGAAUGUAGACUUAGCCUCUCUGAGAGGAACGUAAAUGUCCCCCCCACCCGCCCGAACGACGACUCAGACGCUCAUCCUGUAAAUAAGCAGAGUUUAACAACGAGCUUAUUUUAAUGAAAAACACAACAAGGGGAUCCUGCUGGCAGCUCUGACGUGGUACGUCUGUUUGCAUGUUCAGCAUCUGUCUUUUCUUUGCAUGUCGCUGUUGGGACUCGUUCUUUUACUCUCCAUGCUAAUUAAUUUAUUUAAUUUAUUUGCCUGUUUCUCCUCCUUUCGACUGCUGUGCACACACACACACACACAGUUAGCAACGCAUCCUCGUCGCUCAUUUUCUCACAGAGGGAUCCGGCUUGGGCGCUGGGUCAUCGGAGAAAAACUAAAGCAAUACCUUCCAUUGUUCGCUUCCCUCUGUUUUAUAUUGUGGGAAUCCGGGGCACACGGAACGGAUUCGGAGUUUUACCACGGAGCAGGAUAAACGCUGGCAAUGUAUUCCCUCGUGAUGUUACUGUGAACAACUUCAGUGCUAAAGGAAUAAACCUGUUGACUUUA
Molecule: messenger RNA, 4950 nt
Organism: Nothobranchius furzeri (turquoise killifish)
Lineage: Eukaryota; Metazoa; Chordata; Actinopteri; Cyprinodontiformes; Nothobranchiidae
Product: serine/threonine-protein kinase BRSK2
Biological process (GO): microtubule cytoskeleton organization; protein phosphorylation; intracellular signal transduction
Cellular component (GO): cytoplasm
Molecular function (GO): tau-protein kinase activity; ATP binding; protein serine/threonine kinase activity
Source: RefSeq, a predicted model, not a curated record